Caenorhabditis remanei is the source of this 1359-nucleotide messenger RNA. RefSeq lists its product as uncharacterized. The record is from RefSeq and is a predicted model, not a curated record. Bases 1 to 1359 code for a protein of 452 amino acids. NCBI's taxonomy places the organism in Eukaryota, Metazoa, Nematoda, Chromadorea, Rhabditida, Rhabditidae. The transcript is spliced from 5 exons.
AUGUCGGAGACUCCCACAAAGAAGCAAAAACGACGAGCGACGAUUUUUGUGACGGGUCCGCAGAGUAAAAAGACGAUUUACGAAGAAGAUAGCGUCCAGGAAGAAAAAAAUCAGUUAACUUUGCAAGAUCUUACAUUGGCCCGACAACGUCUUCACAAUGAGCUUGCUGCAGUUAACACCGCUUCCGGAAUCGAAAUUCUUGUACAAAUUUUUAUGGAUGAAAUGGAAAUUCUGCGUCAUCGAAUUCGCGAGAGUGGUCAACGAAUGCGUAACUUCUUCUAUGACGGUAGUCAUCAAAUUCGUGCAAUUCUUCUCCGGAUUUUCUCAAAAUCGAUAAGCUCAAGAAAUAUGAUUGAGUACAAAAACGAGGCGAGAGUGAUUAUGAAUGAAAUGCGUGAUCAGACGAAUACAUACAAAAUGCCGAGAUAUACGAUGAAUGAUAUUGAAGAAGUAUUGCUUUCUGAUGAUUUAGAAGAUGGAAUUAUUCAAAGACGUUCUGAGAAAUGGUCUUAUCUUCCGGAGCGACAGAAACCUUUGUAUGAAGAUGAUGAAGACGCCUUCUCUGAAUUCAGAAAAUUGAAUGUACCAAUGUCGAUGACAUAUGACGAAGAUGAAGAGGACAGAUUGAGUAUGCCGAGUACACGGACUGGAGUGACUACGUUCACAACUGAAGAUCAAAUGGCAGCAAUCCAAAAUCAGUUGGCUAUGCUCUCGAAGCAGCUAAUGAGUCUUCAGAAGGGAGGAGGUGUUGAAGUGAAGCGAGGAUCGUCAAGAGCCAGCUCAAGGCGUGGUGUGAAAACGAUGACCAAGAAGGCCUCUGUCGAAAUUUCAUCAAAUUCCUCCUCGUCAUCAGAUGUUUCCGAAGAUGAAGGAAAGGGUCCAUCCGUCUGCUCCCCAUCACUUUCCUCUAAUCGAAAAACAUCAGAAUCCUCAAGUUCCAAACAAUUAUCGUCCGUGUCCAUACAAAUAGCUCCGUUAUCAAUGGCUCCGCCUCCACCUCCCCCACUCCCAAAAAUGGCUCCAAAAGCGCCACUUUCCGAAAUUAAAUCAGAUAAUGUAAGAACUCCAUCAAAGCCCGCUGAGAAGAGAACGACGCCCAACUCGUUGCCUCCAGCUGAAACUAUUUUGUCUAGUCGACCGUAUUUGACAGAUAUUGCUCAAGGAAGAAACUUAUUAAAGAAGACUGUCAGAUCACCAGGUGGCUCACCAGCAUGCCAAGACCGUCAUCAGAAACGCGCAGUUUCUUCAUUUGAAGCUGCUCUUCGUGAUCGAUUCCGUGGAUUCCAUGGUGAUAAUUCAUAUUCGGAGCAAGAGGAGAAUGGAGAUGAUGACGAUGUGAAUGCCACGUGGGAUGAAUGA